This is a messenger RNA of Pimephales promelas (fathead minnow), 1489 nucleotides long. It is a transcript of the gene nrn1la, whose product is annotated as neuritin 1-like a. Gene Ontology annotation, cellular component: plasma membrane. NCBI's taxonomy places the organism in Eukaryota, Metazoa, Chordata, Actinopteri, Cypriniformes, Leuciscidae. The record is from RefSeq and is a predicted model, not a curated record. Gene Ontology annotation, biological process: nervous system development; neuron projection extension.
UGAAAAGUUGUGCUUGCUCGAAACAACCCUCCGUGUUCCCGCAGCCUCCUCCCCUUUACUACAAGAUACGCGCGCGCUAGUGAAUCAUUCAUCACUCCAGCGCAAUGCAAGCUGAUGCUCAGAGUUUCUGUUAGAUGAACACCUCUGACUGAACUAUCUUCAGUUUCUGUGUACUGGGAUCUGUUCAGGAUGACACCUCUCCUCUGCAACGCCUGCCUCAUCUUGCCUGUUGCUUUACAUCUGCUGCUUGUUCCCAGUCCAUGUUCUGCUGCUUCCACGAGGAAGUGCAGCUCCAUCUAUAAAGGGUUUGCCCACUGUCUGCUUGCCCUGGGAGACAGUCUCUCUGUCAGUACCCAAAAAGAGGAGGAUACGCAGGAGAUCGACUCCAUUUGCAAAUCCUGGGAUGAUUUUCAUGACUGUGCAAAUGUGGCCAUGGCCGGCUGUCCCGAGGAGGCUGCGACGGUGUGGGAGUCUCUGAGACAAGAGUCCAAAAAGAUGCAGUUUUCUGGAAACCUGUAUGAGAUGUGCUCCAGUCGCAGCCAAUCCCAGAGCCCCGAUGAGACCAAUCAGGAGUCGUUAAAGGGACGCGCUAGUCAUAAAAGUCUGACCUUUCUGACCUUUUGUUUGCCUGUGCUACUACUGUUUCCAUGGAUAUAAUCGCAUCUCAAGACUCACAAUAUCCAGCACAUAUAGACAACGAUACGGACUGCUUUUGUUCGGACAUUUUCAUACAGAUCUCAUGUAGUACGAUAAGAUUCGUUUUAUGUUCGGAACAACAAAGAAUGUCAUUUCCACACAAAGGACACGUUUUCAGGUCCAAGUGCUUACUAAUUUAUUGUUUAAUUAUGACGAAAGAAAUCUUAAAGCUAGGGUAGGCAAUGCUUUUCAAAAACACUUUUUGUUAUACUGGUUUUCACAUCCUGAUAGCGAAUCGCGAUCAAUAAUAGAAGUGGUCUACAUGUUAAAAGAUGUACAUAUAUCUUAGGAGUCUCAGGCCAAAAAAUGUCCAAAUGCGGUCCGAAUGCAAUGAUAGGAUGUUCUACUUUCCUGUCAGCCUAUGGGUGUGUCUCAAUCAGCUCCCUAGUUCAGUAGCCAUUUUAAGAGUUUCUCAUUUGCGGCGCUGAAACUUUCGCUCCCUAAAAAGUCCCACAAUGCACCGAUAAAACCAGGGAUGUUCCCUUAAAUCACGAGCCAACUCACUAAAAAUAACGACACGCCAUAUAGAUGUUUUCUAAAAUACAAACCUUUAUUUUAUUAUAUUUCAGCAUAAACAUACAUCGCUAGACAGGUAAUGAACACAAUCUAGCUAACAUUUAUCAUUUAUUUAUGUUGCACAAAUAUGUAACAAGCUAAAUAUUUAUCAUAAUGUACUUUAAAGGAAAACUCCAGCGCAAAAUAAACCUUUGGUCUAUUUACACAUUGGUACAUAGUCAGCCGUUCUCUGAGAUUUGUUUUCAUGAUUAUUGAAUGUAAAGAGUUUUAUCGAGUA